This is a messenger RNA of Pseudomassariella vexata, 2041 nucleotides long. RefSeq lists its product as uncharacterized. Gene Ontology annotation, cellular component: endoplasmic reticulum lumen. Gene Ontology annotation, molecular function: protein N-acetylglucosaminyltransferase activity. The coding region runs from base 296 to 1867 and encodes 523 amino acids. The record is from RefSeq and is a predicted model, not a curated record. The transcript has a single exon. Lineage: Eukaryota; Fungi; Ascomycota; Sordariomycetes; Amphisphaeriales; Pseudomassariaceae.
CACGGCUGGGGCCUAAGCAUUGCCUCAGGGCGGCUGACCGGUCAAACGCCCCCGAUUGGGAGCGACGCCAUUGGUUUUGUAUCGUCAGAAGAUCCUGGGACCUGCACGCGCCCGCACACGAUACGGCGCAGCCCCGAGGCUAUCGGAAUGCCCAACCGCAAAAAUAUACAUGUAGUUGUAUACAUGUAGUUGAACGGAAUGCGGAUAUAAUUCCAAGAGAUCCAGGAUGGCCAUAUCGCUCGUGCUAGACUUACGCAAAAUAUCACCACCAAUGCCAUGAUUGGGCCUGGGAAAAAUGAUUUACCAGUUGUUGUUCACGAGAAGACACUUUACGACGGUCCUCUCCAGUCUACUCAUAUCCGUCUUCCUCCUCGGCGUGCUGAAUACAUUUCAGCAUGGCCACGUCCGAAGCUCAAUGUGGCCGGGCCAAAAACUCGGGUUUGACGAUAACCAUGGCAAUGAAGAAACUGUCGACACCAUGAUACCCUUGGAACCCUUGCAACCACCAAAUGACUACCAAGUUGUCGUCGACGAGCCACUGCCUUGCCCACGGCGUCUUCAAACGGCGUACCUGGAAGAGCUCCGUCAAAGCCGGGCAGCGUACUGUUCGGCUGAGUCGCCAUCCCAGUUGACAUGUUUCCACAGCCAGAAAAGCGACAGCACCAUCGACUCAUUCUGCGUCGGGGAACACGGGGUGCUGGGCACGAAGGGCAAGUUCGAACUGUCGUGUGAAGAGAUCGUGCCAUAUACUAUCGAGGCAAAUGAAACGGCCCAAACACUGGACAUGCUCAAGUCCUACUGGUAUGAGACUGGGCCACGCGUCGUAUUCGACCAGUAUGUCGAGGCGAAGAAGGGCGAACUUGCAUUAUCAUCACCACCGGAACUGAAAAGUCAGGAGGAUGACGAAUCUGCACCGUCGUACCCGACCAACUCAAACCAUUAUUCGAUACUCCUGAAGCGCGAGGGGUCGGUUAACCUCUGGCACUGCUUGAUGGAGAUCAUGUCCCUCAGCAUGACGCUCGAUGUGCUGCAGAUGACACGACAGCGGGGCUCGGCCGACACAAUGCUCAAGCCGGCUGACGCACCCAACACGCAAGUCAUCGUCCUCGACGACAAAGAAAACGGGCCCUUCUUCGACCUCUGGGGCCUCUUCGCCCAAAAGCCCACAAUCCGGCUGGCUGAAGUGCCCGCCGGCACCGACAUGGGCACACUUAUCAUCCCUCUAGCGGGGGCCAGCAACCCUGUCUGGCAGGACGAUUGGGAGCCCAACAAUUGCGUCCACUCGAGCCUACUGGAGACCUUUUCGCGGCGCGUGCUACGCUAUCUUCACGUCUGGGACGCCGACAAAGAGCAGGAAAAAGACAAGAUAGUCGUGACCUUCAUCGACCGUAGGUCGGGGCGCAGGCUGGUGGAUCAGGAGAAGCUCGUGGCUGCGCUGGAGAGGCGAUAUGCUGACUCGCCCGUGCGCCUCGAGGUCCACCUCGUCGACUUCGCGGCCAUCCCCUUUGCCCAGCAAGUGCAACUAGUGCGGGACUCGGACGUGCUGGCCGGCGUCCACGGUGCCGGCCUCACCCACACCCUCUGGCUGCGCGAGCCUUCUGCCGUCGUCGAGAUUCUCCCUGAGGGCUUCAUGCACAAGGGGUUCCGCAACCUCGCCGGUGCCCUCGGCCAUGAAUACUUCAGUACUCACGGGAACGUUCCGGCUAGUGAUGUUACUGGUGAUAGCGAUGGUGGUCGGAUACGGCGGAGGAAAGGGGAUUGGCAUACCGAAGAUGUCGCUCUAGAUGAGGAACGCUUUGUUGAAUUAAUGGACAUUUCUAUCAAGAGCAGGUUCAACUCGGGAAGUCAUAACUUUGAUGUAAACUAGACUAGUUUGACUAGUCGUGUUCUGAUAUUGUUGGAUAAAACGGAUGGUUUGGUACAGGAAUUAGGUUUUGCUGCAUUGAUCAGGUGGAAUAGGAGGAUAGAUGGCGCCAGGAGUCUAAUAGAAAUCUGGAAAGGUAUCUAGAAAUACUAUAGAUGUAUUUAAAUUGUUUGAAAC